AUGUCGGUGGAGGAGGUCUGCACCCUCCAACGUUCGCUGCGGCUGGCCUACGCCGCCACCCCGAUCCCGGCCACGCUGCUUCUCCAGCAGGCCCGCGCCCACCACCACCCUCCGGAGCUCUCCGUCGGCCUCACAGCGUUGGACGAGCUGCUGGGCGGGGGCGGCCUGCGGGCGGGCGAGGUGACGGAGGUGGUGGGCGGGGCGGCCGCGGGCAAGACCGCGCUCUGCCUGCAGGCCUGCGCGUCGGCCCUGGCCGACCCGAGGGCCACCGUCGCCUUCGUGGACUCGGCCAACGCCUUCACCCCCACGCGCCUGCUCCCCCUUUUGCCCCACGCCGAUGUGAUGACGGCCAUGAGUGCGCUGGCGCGCUUGCGGUGUUGGCGCGUACACGACGGCCAGUCGCUGCUCACGCUGCUGCACCAGCUGCUCGACGAACUAGCCAGCCCGCACCAGGAGGGCGACUACGCGCGCAAUCUGCGCUUGGUGGUCGUCGAUUGCGUUGCGAGCCUUCUCGCGCCCCUCCUCUCCUCGGCCUCUCUUGGUCACUCGCUCGUCAGCGGCAUUUCACGCGCGUUGCGGCUUUUGGCGACACGGCACAACCUCGUGGUGCUGGUGACGAAUUACGUGGUGGGCGGAGACGAGGAGUCGCGGGACGUGGUGAAGCCGGCCUUGGGCGAGUCGUGGGGCAUGACCUCCGCCACGCGCCUGUACGUCCACCGCCAGGCCUCGUCCAUGCAAUCAGGAGCCGAUGGGACCAUCUCGGCCCUCUACUACGCCGCCCUUGUCAAGUCUUCGCGUCAGGAGUGUACGGGCGACCGGGUGUGGUUCGGUAUCGACGGCCAGGGGUUGGCUCCGCUACAGGACGAAAGCGCCCACCACCACCAGCAGCAGCGCAUGGACUAUGACGACGCCGCGCCCUCUUGA
Messenger RNA from Acanthamoeba castellanii str. Neff, 924 nucleotides. RefSeq lists its product as uncharacterized. Gene Ontology annotation, biological process: reciprocal meiotic recombination; telomere maintenance; DNA strand invasion. Lineage: Eukaryota; Discosea; Longamoebia; Acanthamoebidae. The record is from RefSeq and is a predicted model, not a curated record. The coding region runs from base 1 to 924 and encodes 307 amino acids. Gene Ontology annotation, cellular component: Rad51B-Rad51C-Rad51D-XRCC2 complex; centrosome; replication fork. Gene Ontology annotation, molecular function: ATP-dependent DNA damage sensor activity; ATP binding; four-way junction DNA binding. The transcript has 7 exons.